Molecule: messenger RNA, 4511 nt
Organism: Xenopus tropicalis (tropical clawed frog)
Lineage: Eukaryota; Metazoa; Chordata; Amphibia; Anura; Pipidae
Gene: alpk1
Product: alpha kinase 1
Molecular function (GO): ATP binding; protein serine/threonine kinase activity
Source: RefSeq, marked provisional
UUCUCCUGCUCAUCUCCUCCCCUCCCCUCAACUCUCAGCACUCCAUGGAUCCCAGGAAGUGGUUUCCUUUAUCUGAUUAAACAGAUUGUGCUUGGCCCCCAUAUGAGCUCCAACCAUCUGUACGUCUAGUUUAUCAUGACACCUGUGUUAAGAGAUGACAUCCAUUGGCAUAUGGACAGGAUUCUCCAGCAAGCCUGAAUGAAAUGUGGCCAAUCAGACGUCGGUCAUUGAUCACAGCACACCCAGGGAUACUCGAUUCACAGUCAAGUGGGAAGCAGCCGUUAUGAAUAAUCAAGAGAUUGUUACUGUGCUACAGGAGUGCAAGCAAAUGCUUGAUGCUUUUGCUUUAGAGGUGUCAGAGCCAUCUGAAGAGGAGAAGAAUGACUACCAACGGUGUGAAGCUUCUUUCCCGGACGAUCUUAAGACCUUGAUUCAGGAGGCAAAGGAAAUGAAGUGGCCCUUUGUGCCAGAGAGAUGGCAAUACAAACAGGCUGUAAGGCCCGAAGACAAAACAAACCUGCAAGAUAUGAUCAAUGCAAGGCUACAUGACUUACUGGUUUUUUUGAAGGCUUCCAUUGCAGUGGCUGAGAGCAUUACAGCUGCAGCCAUUGUGUUCCUGAUCGACCGAUUCCUGUAUUGGGCAGAUGCUUCCAUCAGACUUCUGCAGGUUGCCAAGGCUUUGCACAAGGUCUGGCCCGCCACACCAAUAGCGCCGCAGGUUGUAAUACGUCAAGCUCGCAUAUCUGCAAAUUCAGGAAAGUUGCUAAAAGCAGAAUAUAUCUUAAGCAGUCUGAUAAACAGCGACGGAGCUACAGGUUCUUGGCAAUAUACAAAUCAAAAUGAUAAAGUUCUUGUUCAGUCUGUGUGCAUUCAGAUCCGAGGGCAAAUCUUGCAGAAAUUAGGCAUGUGGUAUGAAGCAGCUGAGUUGAUCUGGGCCUCCAUUGUUGGCUUCUCUGAGCUGCCUAUCCCAGACAAAAAGGGAAUUUCCACCUCCUUGGGUAUUUUAGCAGACAUCUUUAUUUCAAUGAGUAAGGAAGAUUACCAAAGGUUCAAAAUGAGUAGUCACGUUUGCUUGAGUUCGCUAGAAGAAUUUGAUCACCAGUUACUCUCGGCUGCAGAAUCAUGCAAGCUAGCUGCUACCUUUAGUCUGUACACUCCUCUCUUUGUGCUCAUCAAUCUGAACAUUCGGGGCACCUGUCUUUUAUCUUACAGUCUCUCAAAGGAUUGUCCAAUGGAGCUUAAACCACAGUAUCUCACAGAGGCAAAAGAGGCUUUUGAGAUUGGUCUACUCACAAAGAAAGAAGGAGACAAAGUUACAAGCAAACAAGAGCUGCAUUGCUUUGUGAAAUCAGCAUUUUGCCUUGCAAAUGUGCACAAGUGGCUUCACAAUGAGAAUGUUAGAUAUGAACAUGCAAGUCAACUAUGUAGAGAGGCAGUAGAAAAACUGGCAAAUUACAGUCGAUUGUCUGAAAAACAAGACAAAGGGAAUCUUGCUGGUGAUAUAAUGUAUUUAGUUUUUUCUGUUAGGGAGUUACUAAAUGUACAGACAUUUCCAAAAUUUGAUGAAAACUGUUAUGUGCCCCAGAAAUACUGGGAAUGUAUGACAAAACCAGUAGUUAAUGGAAAGGUAGGUUUUAAAAGGGUUCUGGACAUGUAUUCUCGUCAUCAUAACUCUGUGUGUCAAGUGUUGGAGAGUACAUGCACAAACCACAAGGCCAUGGAACCUAAAGUAAAAUCAGGAGCUUGCAUUACUGUCUUAAAAACGCUUGACACUUUAAGUACAGCUGACAACAUCUCUGAAGACAAUGACUCUUUGCAGUCAGGUUCAUUGCAAAGGAGGAAUAGACUCAUCCGUUCCAAUGCAGUCAGCUUUAAUUCUGAUGAAGGCAAAAGAAGAACAAAUUUAUUUUGUGUGAGCCAUAGUUCUAGCUCUUCAAACUCUUGGUGCAACCUGUCAAACACAUCUUCCAGCUGGGAAUCAGUCAGUAAUGACAAUGAAAACAAACUGUCUAAUGAUUGUAAUCCAAGCAAAGAAAACAUGGACCAUGAUUUUGCUGUAGCUGAACCACCUAUGCCAGGGGAAUCCCAAGAAAACAAUGACUUUGCAAAUAGAAGUUUUCAGAAUCUCUCUAUUGAAGAGAAGCAGGAGGCCCUACCCCAGAAUAUUCCGAUUUCCACCUCUAUUAAUAAUCAAAUUGAUAAAAUGUGUUCUGCUACAGAAACUAGUUUAAAUUCCGGAUGUCAGACAGAAUGUCUGUCUCUUGGCCAUGAAGCUUCUAGUCGUUUUGUGGCCAAUGGCAAUGAUCAGUCUGCUGGCAGUGAACCCUUUGAAAUGAUUGACUACUUAGCCGAAACUGAAUCUGCAACUCAUGACGUCAGCAGUAUAGGUGAUGCUGCUAAAGAAGAGCAGGUAUUUAAAAAUAUAGUAGGUAGAAAAUUGUCAGAUACAACAGUAGACCCUGAGGGUGAAACCAAAGAUGACACAGAGGAUAGGGCUAUUGUUAUUCCUGAGUCGACAUUUAAUUUAUCUCCACGUUCAUCUAAUCUUGGAAAUAUCUUUAGAUCUAAGCACUCUGGCUCAUCCUCUGAAGGAAGAUCUUUUGAUACAGACCAAGCAACAGAUACCAAGGAUGAGAAGAAAACACAUGUUCUUCAACAACAAAUUUCUACAGAUAGCUCAUCUUCAAAAAGAUCUCUCCUUCUACAGAAGAGUAAAAGCAGUGCAAAGUCAACAGAUUCUCCCAUAAGCCUUGACUAUGCAUGUGAGUCCACAGAAGAAGGGGAAAAUAACAGUCUAAACAGCAGCCAUGGAUCCAACUCUUGGAAAACAUCACAAUUUUCAAGACAUUCAUCUGAGUCAAUGUCUUGGCUUAAUUCUAGUUCAAGUUCUUAUGUUUUUCUACAUGCCAAGCAUACAGAGCAAGCAUGCCUAUUAGAUGAUACAGAGUAUGAGAAAUUCCUUGCAGGUGUAGAACAUGACUGGCUCAUGGAAAGACUGGAGGACACUGGGGUAUUCAGCUUUACUCAUCUCAACCAAGCAUAUGAUGCCUUGCUCCUUAAAUUCUCAAAGAAAUCUGGGCUGUGGACAGCUCAGGAAACAGUGGUGCACUGUGGGGACAACGUGGCAGUGACCAAACCAGGCAAACAGAGAAAUGCUUUUUGGAUACACUUUCUGCACCAAGAUGAGACUUUAGCACGAUAUGUUGGGAAAGAGUACAAAAAACCAAAAGAACUUCUAUACCACUUCAGUGAUGUUGAGCGACAAAUGACUGCUCAGUACUACGUGACAGAAUUUAACAAAAGGCUGUAUGAGUUAAACAUUCUAACCCAAAUAUUUUAUAUACCUUCCUUUAUACUUCUGAUACUGGAAGACAAGUGCAUUAAAGGAUGUGUGAGCGUGGAGCCGUACAUUCUUGGGGAGUUUGUAAAAUUAUCUAAUAAUGCACAAGCUGUUAAAACGCAGUAUGAGGCGACAAAGUAUGGCUUAGCAUUUGGACAUUUCACCUAUGAGUUUUCAGAUCACUCAGACAUUGUUGUUGAUUUGCAAGGUUGGGUGACAGAGAGCAAGAAAGGCGAAGCACUAAUUUAUCUCACAGAUCCUCAGAUCCAUUCAGUUCAAAAUAAUUCUUUGGAAAGCAGUUCUAAGGGAGUAUCCACCUGCAUAAACUUUGGAAAGAAAGGGAUAGACUACUUCUUUAGUUGUCAGCAUACAGAGUGCAAUGAAAUAUGCGCCAGUCUCUCGCUAACAAGGCCAGAUCUGACAGAGCUGAAGAAAUCACUGAAAUGAUCUCCUUACAAGAAGUGACGCUGGGAAAUAGUUGGAGUGGAAGUUUUCAUCUGUAAUAUUGUUGUUUGCUUUUCAACAUUACUUUGCUGUGAGGAUGGUGCUGGGUGUUUGUACUCAUUUUACUGUUUAUUUAUCCAUUGCAUUUAUACCUUUAGUACUCAAACUAUAUAUGAGUGCCAUACCAUAAAUCUUAAAGGUUGUCUGAGUACCUUUGGCCAUAAAGUGUGUAUUUAAAACUUUGUUAAUGUCAAGAGGGCGCUGAAACCCCCAAAAUAUCACCUUAGCAUUCAGUUUAAAGACUAAAGAUCCCCUGGGGCUCAAGGCUGCCACAGAGCAAAGCAGUGUAGAACAUGAACUGGACUGUGUGAGAGUGCCUAUUUAAUCUGUCACAUAAAGGGGAUAAUUCUGAUGCACAUCCCUAUCAUUGUCUUAAGAAGAUACAUGGUUUCUAAAAUUAGAUUAAAAUUAAAAGCUUUAUAGCUGUGUUUCAAAUGACAUAUCUGUGAUCCUUUGAAUUCAGUAAUUAAUAGGAUAAAAUAGUAGUUAUAUAUUCUUUUGUUUACAGAAACAUUUUGUUAUAAGUGAUAUAAAUAUAUUUUUAUGUAUGAUUCAUGCAAAACUUCAUUUGGUUGUUAAGCACCUUGAGAUUAUUGACAAAUAUUCUUUAUAUAUGGAUAUACAUUUUAUAUUUUGUAACAUGUUAAAGUAAAUGUUUCUAUUGUUA